AAAGUGUUUUAUAACUAUUUCAUGAAAAACAUUUCUUUUAUUAUUUAAAGUUUAAAUAAUAAUUAAUAAUGUUAUCAUCAAUAGUAACUAUUGUGCUAUUGAUGUAUAGUGUCGGGGCCGAGGACUAUAUACACCAACCGGUUCACUAUCACUCGCAGACCGACUCCGGGACAUAUAACUAUGGCUACGAUACGGGUCUAUUUGGUGCCCACCAGUUUCACCAGGAAAACAAGGAUGUGAAUGGUGAUGUUAGAGGUCGAUAUGGUUAUACCGAUCCAAAUGGUAAAUUACGGCUCGUUUACUACAAGUCCGGUCCCAAAGGUUUUGAAAUAAUUAGCGAUACGGCCAGUGGUGAGAGUACUGCACAACAGAAACCAAAAUUGCCUAAACUACCCGAACCAUCUAUAAACUCUAUCGACCGUUAUAGCAGUGAACCGCGUACUUCAUAUAAACCCGCCUACUCUCGGGAUUUCUAUCGAAAGCCAAUAACACCGACACUAAAACCUGCCGGUUCUAUACGUAGGCCACGUUUGACACAAUAUUAUAGGGAACAGGGUAACGAAAACUCACGACUUUAUUUAGCUGGUCGUGACUACGGUGAGAGAACAUCGCUAUCAUCCCGGAGCCCUUCAGUGUCUGCUCGACACCAGAACCAUUAUCAUCAUAAUAAUCAUUACCGUAGCCAUCGUGUACACAGUGCACCUGCCGUACAGCCAGUGGUGGAAAGUAUAGUACAUCGCGCAACACCAUCGCCUACUGUGCUCAUCAAUACCCAUAAUUUACCCGACAAACCGAUAACACUAACCACUAAUGAUCGACACAUACAUACACCAACAGUGGUCGACAGUGUUCUGCAUAGAGCACCAGAUCACCACUUAGUUGAUAAUCAUAUACACGCGGCACCGGUAGCACCAGUGGUCGAAAGCAUAGUUCAUAGGGCUUCGGCAGUAGAAUCUCCAGAGCCUGUAGUUGAUAGUGUGGUUCACUCAAUACCAGCCGUAGCACCUGCAUAUAUUUAUGAUACACCUGUCGCACCGGUAUCAUCCCAUUACGAAGCGCCAACUCCAUUAUUACCUAUAGCUAGAAGAGCACCUGUAGUGUACUCAGGCAGAGGAAUAUUAAGUCCAGUGGCCAGACUUAAGGCGGCCUCAUUGGGUCGGCAGUCAGGUGACGGAGUUAGGGCUAGUAGCUAAAUAAAAUCAUACAUACAUGUGCACAAUUGAUACUUAACCU
Oppia nitens is the source of this 1233-nucleotide messenger RNA. RefSeq lists its product as uncharacterized. The coding region runs from base 69 to 1193 and encodes 374 amino acids. The record is from RefSeq and is a predicted model, not a curated record. NCBI's taxonomy places the organism in Eukaryota, Metazoa, Arthropoda, Arachnida, Sarcoptiformes, Oppiidae. The transcript is spliced from 3 exons.